Messenger RNA from Aspergillus caelatus, 1344 nucleotides. RefSeq names its product aminoacyl-tRNA hydrolase. The coding region runs from base 1 to 1344 and encodes 447 amino acids. NCBI's taxonomy places the organism in Eukaryota, Fungi, Ascomycota, Eurotiomycetes, Eurotiales, Aspergillaceae. Gene Ontology annotation, cellular component: mitochondrion; cytosol. Gene Ontology annotation, molecular function: peptidyl-tRNA hydrolase activity. The record is from RefSeq and is a predicted model, not a curated record. The transcript has 4 exons.
AUGCGUUUCAUCCAGCUCCUCCCCAUCCUCCCAGCGCUUGCUGCGGCGCAAGAGCAGGUUCCCAUCGCGGAUCGUGUCCAGGGUUGGUUCAACAAAGCCAAGUCUUAUCUGCCCACGGCUACUCCAGUGAUCCCCGCCCCUGUUGAGAAGGUGGUCGAACAGAAGAUUCAAGAAAAGACUGUCACCCCUUUCAACCUGUCCAACUGGCAAUCCCUUCUGGCACCAUCUGAGGAGCCUAAGGACUGGUUCGUCUUCAUUACCGGCGGAAACAAGACAUGCUUUGGACGUUGUCAUCAAGCGGAGAAAUCGUUUAAUGAAUCCGUUCUCCUGUUCUCUGCUGAUCCGACCUCGCCCAACCUUGGUUACCUGGACUGCGAAUCGAACAGGGUCCUAUGCUCUGCUUGGGCCGCUGGUUCUCCGUCCGUUUCGUACUUCAAGGUCCCUGCUCAGGUCGGCGAGGAGCGCCCUGCCACCGCUCAGUACAAUGUGUACUUCAACGCGACAACUGUAACGGCCGAGUCCCUUUACAAGAUUCACUCUGAGAAGACCUAUGAGAAGAGGGGCGAGUACGAGGGCUCCUUCCACGCCACGGAUAGCUGGCUUGCGGAGCGGGGACUCUUGGUCCCAGCAGGUUAUGUUAUCUAUGCAUUCAGUGCAAUCCCGAGCUGGCUCUUCAUGAUCUUCAUCAGCUUCUUCAGCCGGUCUAUGAUCUUCAACACAUCUUCCAAAAUGGCCGACCUAGAUCGCAUUCCCCCCUCGACAACGGCAUAUGUAGUCGCUACAGCCAUCAUCGCCGGUAUGACCGGCUACUUUAUCGGACAAGGCUCCUCGCUAGGCCUGUUCUCUUCGAAAGAGAAAGAAGGGUGGCCAAACAGCUACAAUGUGAAAGUGCACCAAGACUCCUCGGACGAAGAGGCGGAAGAGGAAGAAUCCGACAGCGAGGACGAAGGCGAUGGAAGCGAAUUGGCCAACUUCGACAAAAGUGCUGAAGAAGUGAAGUUGGUUCUGGUUGUGAGGACCGAUUUGGGCAUGACGAAGGGCAAAAUCGCCGCUCAAUGCUCCCAUGCCACUCUCGCCUGCUACAAGUACCUCACCGCGCACUCGCCGAACUCGUCUAUGCUGCGCCGCUGGGAAUCGCAGGGACAGGCUAAGAUCGCGCUACAGACCAAGUCGGAGGAGGAAAUGGAGACCCUGCAGGCGCAGGCUAUCAGCCUGGGUCUCUGCGCCAGGGUCAUCACAGAUGCGGGCCGGACACAGAUCGCCAGUGGAAGCAGGACUGUGCUUGGAAUUUUGGGACCAAAGAGUGUGGUCGACGGCGUGACGGGACACUUGAAGUUGUUGUAA